UUUUGUCUCACUUGGUUCUCUUGAUCUUCUUUUGAGGACUUGUGUGGAAAUCUGAAUGUUUUAGGUCAUUUGUAUGACAUCAGUUACAUCAUCAAUAAAGAUUAGUGAGCCUGUUCCAUCUUUCACAGGUGAACUUGUAUGUUUUGGAUCAUGAGCAGAUCUUUUCUUUCUCCACAUUUUGGCCUUUCCAUCACUUUGAUAGAGGUUAAUGUUGGUUCCAGAACUUUUGUGACUCCUCUCUGUAUUUCUUUGUGAAUUCCAUUCUGGCUUUCCAAAUCUUGCUGAUGAGUGGUUUGCAUCUUGUGGUAUGUCCUCUAUAUUUCUGCUCUUGUCGUCUUUGAAAGGUGGACUGUGAUACCUUCACCCCUGCCCUAUGGAGAUAAUUGUUGUUUUUGAGUUUUUCUUCACAUCUCUCACAAUGUUUGUCAUCUGCUGCUGCUGUUGUCCUUGACAAACCCAUUCGGUGUCUGUUGUUCAGUAUAUCAGUGGUUUCUUUCUUUUCAGGACUUUCUAAAUUGUUGUAUUGCCUAUUCCCAAUGUUUGUGCAAUGCUUCUGAUUGAUUUUCCCUCUUUUCUCAGCUUCGAAAUGGCUUGCUUUUCUCCCAUAGACAGCUGUUGGUUUAUAAUUUUUAACAAACAAAUGCAGUCUUUACAGGUGAAACUGAAGGCUAAAACCAAGAGUAGUUGUUCAGAGCUAUUUAUUGUUUUAAACAAUCAAUCUAACAGGAAACAGCUGGGUGACAAGAAACAACUGUCAGUCACAGUCUGAUACGAAAUGUGCUAUGUUCUAUGUCGUUUAACACAUCCACAUAUAAAUACCAGGAAAUAAAAGCUGAAAUUUUAACCUUUAUUUUCAUAUUCAUCUCUUGAUCUCAAACCCAAAUGUCUGCAGUCUACAUCAAUAACAACUGAAUUGACCCUGCUGUUCUAAGUGUUUCAGAGAGGACUGUAUUUUCCUAGCAAACAAUUUCACCUAUUAGAGCAAUUGUUUUAUUGUCAGAAUGAUUAAAGCCUACCUCUGUGUGCAGUGUGCAGGCUAGUUCAGAGACUCAUAAUUUCAGGGUGCCUUCAAAUUUGAGUGAUUUGUCUUUAGUGCAGCAGUGUGAACCCUGCAGGGGGAGACAGGCUCUGUUUUCUCGAUGGAAGCUUCUGCCCUGCAUAAUGCAAUUCAAUAAUGAAAUGACGCCAGUAGCUGAAACAGCCGUGUGAAACUUCAACUAGGCUGCGUCAAUGUUUCAAGAAUGGAUGUGUAAAACGAAGUGUUUCCCGCAGGUGCAGUAUGGGAUAUGGUGAGAACAGCUUCGAGAACAGUGCUUUACAAGCAGCAGCAGGAGGAUGAGAAGGAAGGGAGACCGUUCUAGACAGGGCAAAACAGCAAACUCAACACUCUGUGCGUCCCAGGCGUGUUAGCGCAGAGAGAGAGAGAGAAAGAGAGGAGGGGGGGGGGGGGGGGGGGGGCGACGCAUCAUUGCAGUACUGAGAGGAAAGUCCUGCGCUAGUCCAAAAGCCUCAGACACACACACACACGCAUCCAGAGAGAAGAAGAAGAAGACAGCCGACAUUGCCGACCCAAAUCUCAGAAGCUGACAGCAGAGACUCGUAUGUUUGUUUGUUUUUAUGCAGCAUUUUUCUUUUGUGUGUGUGUGUGCUGGCAGGACGUGGCUGACACUCGGUUCUGGGUGAAUUAUAGUUUCUCGUAAUGCGCCACUCGGGCUGAUGCUCUCGCUGCAGCAGUGAGCUCUCCUCUCCUCUUCCCUCAGCUCCGCUCCCAACACUCCCCCCAGCACUGCGCACCGUCCCAUCAAAGCUAACCACAGUGCUCAUCGUACAAUUCUAGGGACUUCUAAGGAUUCUCCUGACAUCCUUGUCUCCACUUUGCUGGUAUCUCGUUGACUUCAAACCCUUCCCCCUUCAUCUCUGCCUCCUCUUCCUCCUCGUCUUUACCAAGGCGAAAGUGCUGCAGAGAGCAUGUCAGCUCCAGAUGCUGCAGCUCCUGCAGGAGCUCCCGGGGCUCCUGGCGCUCCUGGGGCAGAAGGAGCACCAGGCACAGGCCCUACUCCUCCUCCCAACACCAGCAGCAAUCGUCGACUACAGCAGACACAGGCGCAGGUGGAAGAGGUUGUUGAUAUUAUGCGUGUGAAUGUGGAUAAAGUCUUGGAGCGGGACCAGAAACUGUCGGAGCUGGACGACAGGGCUGAUGCAUUGCAGGCUGGAGCGUCUCAGUUUGAGAGCUGUGCUGCCAAGCUGAAGAACAAGUACUGGUGGAAGAACUGUAAGAUGAUGAUUAUGAUGGGUAUUAUUGGAGUCAUAGUGGUCGGAAUAAUCUUCUUGUAUUUCUUCUCAUGAGCUCACCCAGCUGACAGAGAAAAGAGGCAGAAGAACAACUAAGCAUAAUGAAAAGCCCACUCAUAACUCCAUGCCUUUUCCUGUCCCCUCUCUCUUUUUACUAUCAAGUCUUCUCAUUCCAGCCAUCUGCGACUUCUUAAUGUGACAGUAGUCAUCAGAUUCACAAGCUUCCUGUUCUCCCAUUAAUUACUAUGCUGUUUAUGAUUUCCUCUAGCUCCCUGCCUUAGAAUCUCUGACAUCUUACACACACACACACACACACACACACACACACACACACACACACACACACACACACACACACACAGAGAGGGACACGGACCAUGAGUGUUUGUGAGAUUAGUCUGAUAAAGGGUGGGAUGCUAUGAGCCUCUGUUGCAAAGGUGUGAUAGGGAGUGUAAGUGAAAGUGCAUAAAAUGAGUGACAAAUUUAAGACAGGGAGGCCACAAUCCUCUUUCUACUUCUAGCAUCCUCAGCUGACUUUCUAAAGCUUUUGGGAAUUAGUAAACUGAUCUCAGCAUAUACAACACAUGUUUCCUACUGUCACAACCUUUAGCACCCCAUCUGCUUGCAUUUAUUAGUGUCAGUGAGAUACAUGAGAAGAAAUUUAACCUACUUUUAUUGUAAUGUGUAAUUGUCAUUGCAAGCAUUGAUGAUCAAAACUCUUUUUCAGAUAUGUAGCUAUAAUUAGAAACAUCCCAUUCAUUUGUUUGCUGUAUAGCGAAUAAGGAGGCAGAUUAAAAUAAACUGAAAUAAAACUGGAGAGGUGAACAGGGAUGUGAGGGAGAAAAGUUGGGGAAGAUUGUUUAAAUAUUGGUUUGGGAAAAUCAUGUGUACACACACACACAUGCGCACACACACACACACACACACACUAACAAUUACAUUACACUAGUAAUUAAUUUGUGUCUAAUGACUUGCAUGGAAGAUUGGAUACAUUGUAAGACUCUUCAUUUCCUUAAGUUCCUCAAGUUCUACCGUGUAAUGUACAGCCCCCCCAAAAAACAAAAAAAACAUGAAAACAUGUUGCUUCAGUGUACAAAACAUAACAUCUGUGAGCCUGCCAAACAUACAAUGACCUGCUACAUUUCUGAGAAAAUGUGAUGAGGAAGAAAACAACAACUAUUGGACUUGCCAUGUAGUGUGCUAUUUUCAAUCGAAUGUCCUUCAUAUACAUAAAUGUUAUUAUUUUUCUAUGCAGUAAAAUUGCAAGAGCUUUCUGUUUCCAUUUUGCAGGUGAAUUCAAAGAGUUUGUAUGGCACAUUGCUAAAUGUAAAUGCCAUUUAUGAAAGCUUUAACACUGACCGAAUAGAAAAUCAAAUCACUUAUGACCAUGUAGAGAACCCAGAGAAGAAUUCAGAAGCAUGCCUGUUUGCUCUAACACUUUUGCUGAUGCCAAUAAAGAAAUUUAAAAACCACAGUGUGCUAGUUUUUUUUUUUAUGUGAAAAGAAAAUUGAUAAAGAAACCAAGGUUUAGUGACAUAUUUGCUUUAAGGGUUGUGAUUUUGCACACUGGGUGAGGGAUCUUUUGAGAGGAACUGAGCAGCUGUGAGUGAAAUAAAAUGACCAUAAACCAAACUACUGUAUUUACUCUGGGAUGGGCUGAAUUGAUGGACUGAAAAAUGAGUGACAUCAGAAACAGCAGUGCAAAAAAUGACUUGAUAUGAUGAAAGCAUGUGCAGCAGUUAUCACAGCUAAGAUAAUUUUUGUUUUUUGUUUUUUACUUAUGUAAAGAUAAGUUUAUUAUAACCAUUGUAACUACUGUCACAAAUCUUACCUUACGUUUACAUUUAUGGAACUUGGCAGACACCCUUAUCCAGAGUGACUUACAGAAGUGUUUUGAAGUCUUUAUCAAUAAAUACAUCCUGAUACUCGUUCACUAGGUCAUGGACUAAGAAUACCAUUAGUCUGAAAACUGCUGGAGAGGUAAUAUAGUAAGAAAAGCACACAGACAACACAUUUUUUCAGUGCUAAUGCAGUGCUGCAGGUUUGGUGUAUUUUUGCAAAUAAGCUCUAUGAUAACAUACAUACAUAAUAAUACAUAUGUUGUUCAUCAAGAUAAUCUUCACAAAUGUACACAACUUGUAUGAACUUUGAAGCCUAAUAACAAUCGCCAGAAGUAAAAAGCUAAAGUUAUAUACGCAAUAAACGAGCUAAACCAAUGUCACAUGACUUCAACAUCACCACCGCUACGCUUCCAAUAGAAUUUAUUGCACUACAAACGGAAAA
This is a messenger RNA of Ictalurus punctatus (channel catfish), 4575 nucleotides long. RefSeq names its product vesicle associated membrane protein 1b (gene vamp1b). The record is from RefSeq and is a predicted model, not a curated record. NCBI's taxonomy places the organism in Eukaryota, Metazoa, Chordata, Actinopteri, Siluriformes, Ictaluridae. Gene Ontology annotation, cellular component: SNARE complex; plasma membrane. Gene Ontology annotation, biological process: vesicle-mediated transport; SNARE complex assembly; vesicle fusion. Gene Ontology annotation, molecular function: syntaxin binding; SNAP receptor activity. Bases 1969 to 2346 code for a protein of 125 amino acids. The transcript is spliced from 5 exons.